AUGUCCGUCUUAUCAUAUAUCGCCACGGGCAUCAGCUCGUUUGUCGUCGUCACGCUUUCCCUCUUCGCGCUCGGCCAAAAAGUCCCUCGCGCCGCAUUCGUUGCUCGGUGUUUGGCCUCCUACGGCUCCCUCCUGCUUUGCGCGACCUAUGGCGUGAUUGCAUCUAUUGUUCUCCGUCUGGUAGGCUACGGCCGGGUCUCCCAAUGGGCCACAGCGCGCAGCUUCAAAUGGGUCAUGCGAUAUACCACCGGUGUGGAAUUCGACAUCACAGAAGGCGUUGAGCACCUCUCCACCCGGCCCGCUGUCUUCAUCGGUAACCACCAGUCCGAGCUGGAUGUGCUCAUGCUCGGCCACAUCUUCCCUCCCUACUGCAGCGUUACCGCGAAGAAGUCGUUGAGAAAUGUGCCCUUCCUUGGUUGGUUCAUGGCGCUGUCGCGGACUGUCUUCAUUGACCGGGCCAACCGCGAGACGGCUGUGAAGGCGUUUGAUAGUGCCGCGGAGGAAAUGUGCGUGCACCGGCAGAGCGUGUUCAUCUUCCCCGAGGGUACGAGAAGUUACUCGGACAAGCCGGAGCUGUUGCCCUUCAAGAAGGGUGCGUUCCACCUCGCCGUCAAGGCGGGCGUUCCAAUUGUGCCUGUCGUCGCCGAAAACUAUUCGCAUAUUCUGUCGCCUCGCAACUGGCGGUUCAACCCUGGCGUGAUCAAGAUCAAAGUUCUCCCUCCCAUUAGCACCGAAGGCUUGACAGCUGCGGAUGUCGACAGACUGACCAAGACAACGCAGGAGGCGGUGCUUAAAACUCUCCUCGAAAUGUCUGACAAGAACCGAAAUGAGAUAGACUCGUCCGUCAACAAGGCCACCUCCACUGCUAUCGAGAUCUGA
Aspergillus clavatus NRRL 1 is the source of this 879-nucleotide messenger RNA. Its product is annotated as 1-acylglycerol-3-phosphate O-acyltransferase SLC1. The coding region runs from base 1 to 879 and encodes 292 amino acids. Gene Ontology annotation, molecular function: 1-acylglycerol-3-phosphate O-acyltransferase activity. The transcript is spliced from 2 exons. NCBI's taxonomy places the organism in Eukaryota, Fungi, Ascomycota, Eurotiomycetes, Eurotiales, Aspergillaceae. Gene Ontology annotation, cellular component: endoplasmic reticulum; membrane. Gene Ontology annotation, biological process: phosphatidic acid biosynthetic process. The record is from RefSeq and is a predicted model, not a curated record.